AUGCCGAUUGUAAUUACAGACAAGGACUUCUCAUGGUCGCAGACCGAUAGCGUCAUCUCUAUAUCCAUACCAACUAGAUCCAAGACUGUUGACACCUACAUAAAUUCGGUAUACAUAAAGGCGAACUAUGCGCCGUACUUUUUCGAACUGGAUUUAUCAAAUCCUAUAAUACCGGAUCAGAGUACUGUUACUGUUGCUGAUGGACAGAUUCUUUUCACAUUGAUGAAGAAACAAUCAAAUAUAUGGGAAUCACUGAAAUAUGUAUUUGCAGAUGCUGAUCUUGUGAGGGAACGGAGGAGGGUGGCUGAAAGUGAACAGUUGGAACGAGUUAAUCAGGCCAAGAAGGCAAAGAAUGAAGAAAAGAUGACAGCUGCUCGAAAACUGGAUGAAGUACAAGCCUGGAAGGAAGAUUUAAAUCAAUCUGACAUAUCGAGCCGUACAGAUUCAGCAACAUUGACGUCUGCUAAAGAAGUCAAUGGAGAUGACUUAGAUGACGCGGAAGCAGUGCAGACCACCAUCACAUCCAACUCUCAACCUGUGGCACCAACACUAUCGCUGGACGAUGUGGAAAUCGAUGAGAGUGAGCUAGAUAUGGAAGCUAUACGGGCCAAAGUUCGUAAACAGCUAGAAGCAUCAGCACCACGUGCACCACCACCACCAAGAAAGUCAGCUAGCAUCACGGUAGCUUUCACAGAUCGUAAGAAUCUACCUACAUCUGUAGCUCGUGAAAAGGAGGAUGCUAAGUGGCAGGCCCGGAUUGAUGAGGCUGUGAGGAAGCAUGAAGCUAUAACGCAGUCUGCGUCGAGAGAUAAGAAUGAUGAUGCUGCUAAUAUUCAGGAGAGAAAUCCAACGUACCUACGUGAAAAGGGAAACACAUUCUAUGAGGGACAAAGCUAUGAAGCUGCCAUAAAUGCUUAUAGUGCUGCUUUGGAUUUAGAUGAUCGCGAUGUCUUAUCCCUCUCAAAUCGCUCGGCAUGCUACCUCCAACUGUCCCAAUUCGAGAACUGUGUCAAUGAUUGCACUAGAGCACUGGACGUUCUAGCUUUUCAAGCAGAGAGAUUGAGAGUACAGGGACUGCUGACCAAGACAGAUGAGGAUGUUGAUGAUGAGACACGAGUACGACGUGUGAAAUUGCAUGUUCGUCGUGGUACUGCAAGAUUGAGGAUGAAUGUUAUUAAGGAUGCUGUGGUGGAUUAUGAGGUGGCUGCUAAACUGGAUUAUCGGAAUGAGGAUUUGAGGAAGGACUAUGAAGGGUUGAAGGCUCUAUUGCCACAGGUGGCGUAA
Synchytrium microbalum is the source of this 1284-nucleotide messenger RNA. RefSeq lists its product as uncharacterized. Gene Ontology annotation, molecular function: protein binding. The record is from RefSeq and is a predicted model, not a curated record. Lineage: Eukaryota; Fungi; Chytridiomycota; Chytridiomycetes; Synchytriales; Synchytriaceae. The coding region runs from base 1 to 1284 and encodes 427 amino acids. The transcript has 8 exons. Gene Ontology annotation, biological process: cilium movement; inner dynein arm assembly; outer dynein arm assembly.